GCAUGUGCCAGAAGACAUCGAGAUUGCGCAUUACACGACUUACAUGGAGAUGGUCACAGCUUUCGUGGAGAUUGGCUGGCCAGCCCUGAAGAAGGGCUUGCUCUUUGAGCAGACCAAGCCCCAACUGCACGAAGAUGACGUGGCGCCAGCUGAGAACCAGUGCGAUUUGCUCAACCAUCCCGAGAAGCCCUUCGGCCACCCUCCCCUGGGCUUGGUGGAGUCGGACACCAAGGCUUCUCGCACCUUGGCGAUGUCUGCUGCUUUGAGCCAGGCCUCGCGGACCACGCACGAGGUGUUGGACGCGCAUGGGGCAAGCUCCUCUGUAGACGCCACCGUACAGAAGCUGCACCAAGUCUGGCAUCCCGUCUGCAAAGACCUGGGAUGCGAUCACAGCAGUUUCUGGGAUUUCCAUUUCGCCUCGCACCGGCAAACCUUGGCCCUGAUGAAGCUGGACUCCGCGCCCCACGUCCAUGCGGAAAUCCAGCAACGUCACCGGCUGCAGAAGCGAGUACUUCGCUUCGUUGAGGACAAUCCCGGCUACUACGGACAGAUCAGGAAUUCCAGCUCCUCGCCAGGUCGCAAGUUCGUGGACCCUAGCUUCAUCCAGGCUUCUUCCAGGAAAGCUUGGCAGCGCUACGCCAACAGGGGGAGAGAGUCGAUGAUCAGGUUCGUUAUGCCGACCAUGCAGGCAUUGGCCAGCACCGAUAAGACGAGGGCGUUACAGCUUCUUGACCAGGUGGAGUUUCGGAAGUUUCAGGAGCGAAGGCAUGGAGAACAUCAGCUGUACAAUCAGGACUUGAAAGACGGGCAAGAGGAAGACGAGGACGAGCUCAGUUAUGCCGGUAGUGAGGAGGAAGACGAGGACGAGCUCAGUCAUGUCGGUGGUGAAGAGGAAGAUGAGGACAAGCUCACCCAUGCUGACGGUGAAGAGGAAGAUGAGGAUGAGCACAGCGAUGAUGAUGAGGAGGAAGACAAAAUGCUCAACAAGCCUGCCGAUGAUGACUCCACGGAAGUCGCGGAGGUAGCCCCCAUGUACCUGCAGGUGUCCGAGGGCGACGAGUUCGAGUCCGAGUCCGCAAUGGAAAGUGGCCGCAGGCGCCGCCGCAGGCGACGCCGUCGCAGAAGGAGAAGGAGAAGAAGGAGAAGAAGGAGAAGAAGAAGAAGGUGGGUCGGGGGCAGAAGGCGUCGAAGACGUCGCAG
Symbiodinium pilosum is the source of this 1200-nucleotide messenger RNA. Lineage: Eukaryota; Dinophyceae; Suessiales; Symbiodiniaceae. The record is from the annotation of a GenBank genome assembly.